AUGUAUGGUGAACAGUUGCGGCGCACUUUAGCAGACUUGUGGCGGAAGCACUACAGUGAGCUCCUGUGCGCAGCGGAAGAGAGAGCAACGAAGAAACUGAAAGAGAAAGAGUUGGAAUUUGGCAAUACGAUGCGUAGAAACGCAAAGUUGGAACAGCAGGUGGCGCAGUUUAGAAUGGAGGCGCAGGUUUGGAAGGCCCAGGUGGAGAAUCUGGAGGAAAAGACUUGGUCUCUGAGGGCGUCAUUGCACGAAGCAAAAUUGCGCGGUGGGAGCACGGAUGAAGUGAGAGAGCUAGGAUGCGCCGGUUGCAAAGAGGCGCAUCAAGAAGAGGCUGCCGAAUCGUCGUUUGUUGACCCGGACCGAGUCGACCCAGUGAGGCUCGAGUGCAAAGCAUGUGAGAAGAGAGUCGCGACGGUAAUGAUGUGGCCUUGUAGGCACGUGUGCGUCUGUGUGAGAUGCGACGCCGUUUCAAAAACUUGCCCUGUUUGUCUCUUCCCCAAAACCACCAGCGUUGAAGUUUGUCUCCCCUGUGGCACAAAGUGA
Ilex paraguariensis (yerba mate) is the source of this 543-nucleotide messenger RNA. The record is from the annotation of a GenBank genome assembly. NCBI's taxonomy places the organism in Eukaryota, Viridiplantae, Streptophyta, Magnoliopsida, Aquifoliales, Aquifoliaceae.